UUUUUUCAAUUUAUCAUGAUUACAAUUGCAGAAUUUUCCACCCUUCAAAAACCCGAUACUGUUGAUAAUAUAAUUUAUGAGAAGCCAAAUGCAUAUGAUGAGGAUCCACCUGUUGUAAUAACUGCUAGUCGCCAUAACAGUCGUAGCAGUAAAAUGACAGUAGAUUCUUACGCAAGUCGUUACUUUCAAAGGAGAGGACCGACUGCUAUCACUUGCUUUUCAACACCUCCUCCGUCUACUACUAUAUCACCUGUUACAACUACAAAUUCCAACAUUGUAUCAUCUUUCUUCUUACAGCAAAACAAAAGACGUGGCCCGAAAAUCCGCAAUAUAACAACAACAGCGCCACACAAAAAAUUGAGCACCAAUCCAAAUAGCAACGUAAUUACGUACAGCUUUAGAAAAUCAUCCACGCUUACGCCGGAUCAGCAUGAGAUUUUCCUUCAUAUUGAUCAUCCUGACGAAGACGAUGAAGAUGUCAUGGUGUACAGAAAAAUCCAGCCCCAUUCUUAUAUUUGGGGCGGCCUUCAAAGUAUGCUUUACAGUAACAGAAAUGACGGUCAGGGAAUUAAGGUAGCGGAAGCGCGCCGCAAUGCAUUAAAAAAUGAUAUUGUGAUUGAAGCAGCGGAUUAUGAAAACACCACCAAUAACAUCCACUGCCAUAAACUGAUUAAGAAGUCGCAAUCUAAUAUUCUAUUCGAAUAUGAAAUCUGGUUUCACGGCUCGUUAAUGCGGUGGAGGAGACCAAGUUUGCUAUCGCAUGAUUUUACAUGUGAAAUUAAAUUGACUCGACAAGAGACAAAACUAUUUCAUCAAAAAAAUAGAGGAAGAUUUCAUGCCGCAAAAGAUGAUGGAUUUAUUGAUAGUGACAGUGAUGACGAUGAUGACGAUCAUGAUAGCCACACACAUAAAACCUGCAGAAGAUGGAAACUGGUAGCAGAGUUUGAUAGCCAUACGAUGAGUUUUGUAAAUAAGGAACUUGGGAUGUUAUCUAUUGAUCUCGAUAUGCUAAAUCAAGUAGAAAAAGAAAACUGUAAUCUACUGGAGGCUAACAUAGUAAUGACUUGUUGUACCUUGAUUGAUCUAAUAAGAAGUAUAAUGGGAAAAUAA
Mucor mucedo is the source of this 1110-nucleotide messenger RNA. RefSeq lists its product as uncharacterized. The record is from RefSeq and is a predicted model, not a curated record. Bases 16 to 1110 code for a protein of 364 amino acids. Lineage: Eukaryota; Fungi; Mucoromycota; Mucoromycetes; Mucorales; Mucoraceae. The transcript has 3 exons.